Brassica napus (rape) is the source of this 2079-nucleotide messenger RNA. Its product is annotated as putative leucine-rich repeat receptor-like serine/threonine-protein kinase At2g24130. Gene Ontology annotation, molecular function: protein binding; protein kinase activity; ATP binding. NCBI's taxonomy places the organism in Eukaryota, Viridiplantae, Streptophyta, Magnoliopsida, Brassicales, Brassicaceae. The transcript has a single exon. Gene Ontology annotation, biological process: protein phosphorylation. The record is from RefSeq and is a predicted model, not a curated record. Bases 374 to 1681 code for a protein of 435 amino acids.
UCUGACAUUGUUGCCUUAAUCUCAGAGUUUGAAUUGAUUCAGUUCAGGUGGAUCCCACGGGAGAAAAACAAAGCUGCCGAUGCUUUGGCUAAGAAAGCUUUGCGCCUUGAAACUAUUGUAUUGAACUCAACCCUUAGGGGUCAAUGAAUGAAUGAAUGUGUUACAAAAAAAAAAAAAAAAAAGAUAUUUAAAUAAUCUUUCUUUUUGUUUAAAACAAUAUUCGAACAAACAUUACAGCUUCCAAGCACACGAUCACAAGGAAGUAAAUGGGCUUCCCACUCUUUUUCAAAAUAACCGCCAACAACACCUCAUAUACACACACACACAAACAACCUCUCUUGCCUUCUCUCUCACGUAACCGCAAAACUCCGCAAUGGCGUCUUCUCUCUUCAUCUUCUUCCUCACUUCCCUCUCAAACUUUCUUCCUCUCUCUGUUCUCUCAGCCACAGUACUCGAAGAUCUCGCCACCCUCACUCCACCUCCCGACUUCACCACCACCAUCACCACAAACUGCCUCCAUAAUCCUCUGCUCCGUUACUGCAACAACACUUCUUCUUCUUCUCCGAUGAACAUCACUGAGAUCUUCCGCUCCACGAUCGUCCCAGGCCAUCUCUGCAACGAGUCCAAAAACCCUAACUGCAUCGACUCCUUCCCCAAGAUCAGAAUCCACGGCCGUCCUAAAACCGCCGCGCUCUACCUCUCUUUCAACUUCUUCUGGAAGUACUGUCCUCUCACCGUCGUCGAGAUCCAGCUCGUGAAUAACUCUCUCAAGAGUGAGUUUCCUACGAAUGUCCUGUCUUGUGCUCAGAUUCGAACCCUUGACCUGAGUUACAACCAGUUAUCCGGUUCUGUUCCGGUUCAGAGUCUCUCCCGGUUAACGAGCUUGACCCAUUUGAACCUCUCUUAUAACCGAUUUUUGGAGGAAAAGAUCUCGGAUUCCGAGUUCUUUAACCGGUUUAACGCCUCGAGUUUCAUACACUCCGGUUUACUUCCAGAUGUGAAGCGUAACAAGAUGAGAGUCUUGGUCUUGUUGAUUGUGUUUCCCAUAGUGGUGAUCCUUCUCUGUUGUUGCUUGGGAUGGUUAUGUCUUAAAAGACCUGAUUACUUACGAAGAACGUGCAGGAGAAGCCACAAGCUCACAUCCGCGAUGCUCGAUGCAGCUACGGAUGAGUUUUCGGAUCAGAGACUCGUGAGCAAGGGGAAUGGAGUGGAUAUCUACAGAGGAACGUUGAGAGACGGGAGAGAGGCAAAGAUCGAGGUGUAUACAGAGAAGGUUUCGAAAGAGAAGAGGCGUGAGUUCGAAGAGGAAUGCGAGGCGGUUUUGAAGCUAAGACAUAAGAAUUUGGUUAAGGUUUUGGGUUGGUGUAAUAGCAGAAACUUGAGAGCUUUGGUUACUGAGUGGACUAAUGGAGAAAACGUUGAGACUUGGCUAAGUUCUUCGUUGGCUUCUUCAUGGAGAAGGAGGUUAAGAGUUGUUAUGGGAGUUGUAGAAGGUGUUUGUUAUCUAUGGGAACAAUGGCCUGAGAUUACAUUUGAUCUAAACACAAGCAGUGUUUUGUUAUCUGAUGAUGAUCAAGAACCAUUGAUUUCUCAAUUCAAGAUUGGAGAUGGAAACAGUUCAUCAACAAGUAAGGGAUCUUUUCUUGUUCUUCUUGAAAACAUGAAUUUUGUUAAAAUUUAAAAUCUAAGUGUGUUGUUGUUUUCAUUUACAGAUAUAUUCAACUUUGGGUUGUUUCUUUUGGAGAUGAUUACAAAUCUAAAACCUAAUGAGGAACAAGAAGAUUCAGCAACGAGGUAUCUUGAGUAUAUAAGAGUUCAUUGUCCGGAUAAUGUAGAGAGGGUGGUUGAUGAGAAGAUGAAGAUUGAAGAGAGAACGUUGGAGAAAGUUAAGGAAGCGAUUGCACUUGGACUUAUGUGUACUGACGGAUCACCGUUGAAGCAACCAAGCUUCACGCAGAUUUAUGACAUGGUGGUUUCUUUGUAUGAGUCUAGCUCAAGGCAUCAUUAAGAAGAUAGUGUAAUUAGGUUAGUGUUAUUUAAGAAUUUAAGCUUCACCACUCUCUUGUUUUGAUUUUAGUU